AUGAAUUUCUUGAGAAAGAAAAUAAAUAAAAAUCAGGAUAUGGCUUCUGAUAGGCUUGCGGAUGCGGAAGGCUCGGCGGAUAGGGACCAGAAGAAAGCUAUUCGGGAAAAGAUUCAACGAUCGUCGUUCCCGCCGGGUACGGAGUUCGCCCUGGCGCACGCGGAGUCGCAGUUGAUGUCUGCGGUUGUGGGCGUGUUGUCGGAAUCGGUGGUCGAGUCUAUGAAGGCUUUCUACAAGAUGAGGAGUGCGUAUAAGACUUUGGAAGGGCUACAGGCGCAUGUGGCUGUAGCCCUUCCUAAUACUCCGCUGGCACGAUUGGAUGGGAUGGGUGGGAGCAAGGUUAGCUUACCAAAGUCUCUGAAGGCUCCUAAGAGGGGGUCUGACCACGAUGGGAACAGCUUAAAUGCUGGAAUGGCUGGCUUGGAUAUGAGACCGGCGUCGGCGAGUGAGGUGCCCUCGAGGAAUUCAAGCGCUAGUCGACGGUCGGCUACGUCUUUGGACUCGCAAUAUAAUUCAAUGGAUAAGUUUAUCAUCUCUGGGGCAAAUAUGUGUUUCGGAAUGCUGCUGCUUAUCCUUGGAAUGGUGCCGCCCAGCAUGAAGAGGAUCAUGGCCAUUGUUGGAUUUAGGGGCGACCGCGAAAGGGGUGCUGAAAUGCUUUGGGAAGCUGCCAAGUUUGACAACAUCCAUGGUGCCAUCGCGGUACUUACAAUUCUCCAGUACUAUGGUAACAUGGCUCAGUUCUCAGAUAUCACCCCCGACGACAACCAUCCUUCCGGUAUUGGGUAUCCAGCCGAUAGAUGCCAUGAGGCAUUGGGGUGGAUUAGAAGGCGGUAUCCAAAUGCUGCGCUUUGGAAACUUGAGGAGGCGAGGAUGGAGGCCGUUAAAGGCAACCUUGAGAAUGCUGUGACGAUGUUAUCCGUUCCGGUUGUCACGCAGAUGAAGCAGGUUGAGGCAUUGAUACUAUUUGAGAAAUCUUUGAAUCAGAUGUUCCUGCACCGAUAUGAAGAUGUUGCAGCCGGCUUCAUCAAGCUUAUGACACUAAAUAACUGGAGUCACGCUCUUUAUAACUAUUUUGCGGCCGUUUGCUACAUUGAAUUGUAUAGGCAAGCUAAGACUUCUGAUACUGAAAAAGCGGAGGGCUGGGCUAAAAAGGCAGAGGAUUUGUUCGAGAGGAUACCAUCUUUCAUGGGCAAGAAGCGAUUCAUGGCUCAGGGUCUUCCGGUGGAAGUCUUUGCGGAUAAGAAGAUCAAGAAAUGGGUUGCUCGGUCCAAGGAGAGGGGCAUUAGACUUGCCGAUGCUGUUGGUGUCAGCCCCGUUGAGGAGAUGAUGUUCUUCUGGAACGGGUACAGACGAAUGGACCAGGAAAAUUUCGAGAUAUCCUUUCAGGCAUUGCAAUACUGGGGGGAUCACGAAAUGGAAAACGAUACCAUCGAUGAGCAAGCUAUUCGCUGGCUCUUGCUCAGUGCAGUCAUGAGGAAUGCCGGGAAGUGGGAGAAAGCGAGGGAAUAUCUUGAAAAGAUCCAGAAGGUUGACAGAACCCAGUUUCGGGGAACUUUAGUCAAUGAUUAUAUGAUCCCCGCGGCAUACUACGAACGCGCAGUCGGAAUCUGGAAAGAGGCCAAAGAGCACACGCCAGAAAUGCUAGCAGAGAUGAGAGUCUUGCUAGACAAAGCCGCAAACUACGGAACCUUCGAGCUAGACGCUAGAAUCGGAAUGCGAGUGACGACGGCUCUGGACACCAUCACGAGGUAUGAGGUGUGGCUCAAGGAGCAUAAGGAGACUGGAAUCGCGGAGAAGGCACCGAAGGGGUCGGAGUGA
Molecule: messenger RNA, 1818 nt
Organism: Tuber melanosporum (Perigord truffle)
Lineage: Eukaryota; Fungi; Ascomycota; Pezizomycetes; Pezizales; Tuberaceae
Exons: 8
Coding region: 1-1818 (605 amino acids)
Cellular component (GO): nucleus; mitochondrial outer membrane; cytosol
Molecular function (GO): protein binding
Source: RefSeq, a predicted model, not a curated record